ACCAUCCGAGUACCUGCGGAUCACGUGCGAAUCGCGUCGCGCUGUGCUUAUGCUGUGGUGCAGUGCAACUGGUGCAGUUUCCUGAUCCGGAAGAAAGUGUCUCCCGUGUGUGCGGUUGUGUCCUUAUAGUUAUAAGCGUUAACCAAGCUGGUAGUAUAACAUUGGAAUUGCUUUUUGCUUUUGUGGCUUGAUCAGUGACGAGACCAUCCAACAGGUGACUAGUGAUCUGGAUGUGCAUGGCAGCAGCAGUGUUCGCUUAAGGGUAUUCUACCCCAUUCCCGUGUGGCCUGUAAGGCAGCUUGAAAACAUUAUGUGAUUGCAUGCUACCCCCUCGGUGAUCCUCUGCGCUAUACAAGUGCACAAGUCGAUCGAGUGUUCGGUAACAGGUGCUCCUUCGAGCAACGGUGUUGUGUUGUUUCCGGACAGAGAAGGCCCUCUGGACCGAUCGUAGAAUAAAGGAGCGCUUAAUUGCAAGCAACAAUCCUCGUGGGCCGCAAAAUGAAGUCGUACGUGCUGCUGAUAUGCCUGCAUGCUUUCGCAACGGCCGUGAUAGCACAACAGGCCAGUGAUGGCUCCGUAGUAGCACCAGCACAGCCUCCUCCACCACCGACAGCACCACUCACAACGGUAACAACCGCGAAAAACACGCUUCCACUGGCCUCAACGCCAGCUUCUUCUUCUUCUGGUGUGAGGGAGUCGACGGUGCCCGGCGAUGACGACAACGAUGCUGAUGACGACAACGUUGCAGCUGCCACCGCCGCCAGCCUUACGAACGAAACGGAAAUAAUCGACCUCAACCAGGUGGCGCUGGACAACGGAUCGUCGUCCCACGGACCAUCGACGGUACCGGUGGAACCGAGCGCCAACAACACCACCACCACAAGUACCACGACUACGACCACGGUACUAGCCAGUACGAGCACCAGUACCGAGGGUGGCCCGAUCGACAACAAAACCAUGACACCGGAAGAGAUCCAGAAGCUGCUGCUACCGCCGGCCACCGUAGAGGCGGACAUUCUGCACGUCAACGUAACGGAGGACAUGCAUCCACACGCAAAGUCUGGCAAGGACUCCGAUUGCCCCACCUUGGAGGGUGCUGAUCACCUCUCGCAGACGCAGCUACUGACGAGACUUACGCACGUUUGUCGCUACGAUCGACUGGAGCGGCCAAAGAGAGAGUCACUAAAUGGUACCAACCGGCCGGUCAAGGUGUACGCCCGAGCCUACAUCUACUUUAUGCAGAAUUUGGAAGCUCACGAUCUGCAAUUCAAAAUCCACGCACUGCUGCAGUUCCGCUAUGUCGAUCCCCGUUUGGUAUUCAAGGAGGUGGCCCCGAACCGGACGAAACCGAUCAUGGGCGAACAGUCGCUGCGCGAUCUGCUCUGGGUGCCGCACGUGUUUCUCGCGAAUGAGCGCAGCUCGGACAUUCUCGGUACGGCCGAGAAGGACAUCCUCACUUCGAUCUCGCCCGACGGAACGGUGAUCGUGUCGACGCGCAUCAGCGCCACGCUCUACUGCUGGAUGAACCUGCAAAAGUUCCCGUUCGAUGAGCAACAUUGCUCCACCGUACUGGAGAGUUGGAUGUACAACGAGGACGAUCUGGUGUUGCUGUGGGAGCACAAAUCGCCCGUAACGCUCGCCCCGGAGCUACACCUGACGGAGUAUGUGCUGCUGGAGAUGUUCACGAACGAAUCGGUUAUCAACGCGGACCUGAGCGAUCUUCGUCAUGGUGCUUUUGCCGGUAACUACAGUUCGCUGAGCUUCACCGUUCAUUUGGCGCGCGAGAUGGGCUUCUAUAUGAUGGACUACUUCAUACCGUCGAUCAUGCUGGUCUGCAUCUCGUGGGUCACGUUCUGGCUGCAGGCGGACCAAUCGGCCCCGCGCAUCACGCUCGGUACGAGCACCAUGUUGACGUUCAUUACGCUGGCGUCGGCCCAGGGCAAGACGCUACCGAAAGUGAGCUACAUCAAAGCGUCGGAGAUAUGGUUCCUCGGCUGCACCGGUUUCAUCUUUGGCAGUCUGGUCGAGUUCGCCUUCGUCAACACGAUCUGGCGCCGGAAGCGUAACGUUGAGGUGAAGAAGGUGAACACGAAGCACGUGUUGGUGGGAGCGAUCACACCCCGGCCCGCCCGGAAGGACAUGAGCGGACUACACAAAUCACACUCCUGCACCAGCCUGGCCGAUUCCACGACGAGUGCCUCGAACAACUCCUUCAACAACUAUCUCACCGUGCACGCCUUCCCACAGAACAACAGCAGCAACACGUUGCCAGUGAUCAUGACGACCGACGCUGAUAAGGCGUCGGAUGCGAAAACAAACGGAAACAUCGCGAUACAGGUCGACGAUCAGUCGAACGGUGCCAACAACGGUGGAAACACCGAGAACAGCGGAUGGACUACUAUGACACCGCAGGAAAUCGCGAUCUACAUCGAUAAGCGAUCGCGCCUGGUCUUCCCGGUGGCGUUCGCGGUCUUCAACGUAUUCUACUGGACUUUUGUGUACUACGUCUAGGGCGGGUCGCGCCGUACGUUACACGCUUCAACAAAAUGACGCCUAGCCAAGGGCAAAUACAUGCAAUGGCUGUGGCCAGUUCGUUAACUAAAAAACAACAGAAAAACACGGUGGUCAUCUCACGAAUGCAGCAGUGAGGUGUGGUGCACUCGAUGCCAUUUUUGAGGUGCGAGUGAUGCUCUGCCACAGAAACCUACUUACCGAAGAUUACACCUCCUAGUGAAGUAUUAAUUUAUUGAUCGAUGUCUGUAAGAUAAACUGUGCAUAUUACGUUAAUCGAAUAAAUGCUAAAGAUAC
This is a messenger RNA of Anopheles aquasalis, 2808 nucleotides long. Its product is annotated as pH-sensitive chloride channel 2. Gene Ontology annotation, cellular component: membrane. Lineage: Eukaryota; Metazoa; Arthropoda; Insecta; Diptera; Culicidae. Gene Ontology annotation, molecular function: transmembrane signaling receptor activity; extracellular ligand-gated monoatomic ion channel activity. The record is from RefSeq and is a predicted model, not a curated record. Gene Ontology annotation, biological process: monoatomic ion transmembrane transport.